GCGCGCUUUCUUGACGUCACUUCCGCCUCCUUCCUGCUUUCCUCCCCCGAGGGGCUCGGCCGCGCGGCGCGUGGCGUCACCAGGGCCUAGCGGAAGCGGAAGGGAAGUUUGGUUUCGCUGCCAGCCGGCGGCUGAGGCUCCUUUGCGGAAGUAGCUCCGGCCCUGGACCUUGGGGACUCCCCCCCGCCCCACCUCUGUGGGACCGCGGACGGGAUUGAGGGAGCGCUCUGCUUUGAAAGAAAACCGCCGUUUCUGUUUCCCCGGCGGCGGCAGAAGCGCCUCGUGCCCCGCCCAUCAUGGCGGCCUCGUCAAACCUGCAGAAAGCCAUAGACAUCGCUAGCAAAGCAGCACAGGAGGACAAAGCGGGCAACUUUGAAGAAGCCCUCCAGCUGUAUCAGCACGCUGUGCAGUAUUUCCUCCAUGUCGUCAAAUAUGAGGCACAGGGUGACAAAGCGAAACAAAGCAUCAGAGCAAAGUGCACUGAGUAUCUGGACAGAGCAGAAAAGCUGAAGGAGUAUUUGAAAAAGAAAGAAAAAGCGCCUCCAAAGCCAGUGAAAGAAUCUGGUUCAACUGCUGAAAAGGGGAAUGACAGCGACGGAGAAGGCGAGUCAGAUGACCCUGAGAAAAAGAAGUUGCAGAACCAACUACAAGGUGCCAUCAUCAUGGAGCGGCCGAAUGUCAAUUGGGGUGACGUUGCCGGCUUAGAGGGAGCAAAGGAAGCGCUUAAAGAGGCAGUCAUAUUGCCUAUUAAAUUUCCACACCUUUUCACAGGGAAGAGAACCCCUUGGAGGGGAAUUCUUUUGUUUGGACCUCCGGGAACAGGGAAGUCAUACUUGGCAAAAGCUGUUGCAACAGAAGCUAACAAUUCUACUUUUUUCUCCGUGAAAUCUUCCGACCUUGUCUCAAAAUGGUUGGGGGAGAGUGAAAAGUUAGUGAAGAAUCUCUUCCAACUUGCCCGAGAAAACAAGCCUUCCAUUAUCUUCAUUGAUGAAGUUGACUCUUUGUGUGGUUCCCGAAGUGAAAAUGAAAGUGAGGCUGCUAGGCGGAUUAAAACAGAGUUUCUAGUUCAGAUGCAAGGAGUCGGAGUAGAAAAUGAUGGAAUUUUAGUUCUGGGAGCUACAAAUAUACCUUGGGUUCUAGAUUCUGCCAUCAGAAGAAGGUUUGAGAAACGCAUCUACAUCCCCUUGCCUGAGGACCAUGCCCGAGCGGCCAUGUUUAAGCUUCAUCUGGGGUCCACGCCCAACAGCUUGAGCGAAUCAGAUUACCGAGAGCUUGGAAAACGAACGGAUGGCUAUUCGGGUGCCGAUAUCAACAUAAUCGUACGAGACGCACUGAUGCAGCCUGUUAGGACAGUUCAAUCAGCCACGCACUUUAAAAAAGUGAAAGGCCCAUCAUUGUCUGAUCCAAACGUGUUAGUAGAUCUGCUCACGCCGUGUUCUCCAGGAGAUCCCGGUGCCAUUGAGAUGACAUGGAUGGAUGUACCCGGGGAUAAACUCAUGGAGCCUAUUGUUUCUAUGGCUGAUAUGCUGAGGUCAUUAGCCAACAACAAACCCACCGUGAAUGAACAAGACCUGGAAAAGUUAAAGAAGUUCACAGAAGACUUUGGACAGGAAGGUUAAUCUAAAGACUGAUUUGACCUUAGAAGAUUCUUUGGAUUUCUUGCCUCUCUAUUGCCAAUAAAUGAAUCACUUCAUGGAAAUGAAGAGCUGUUUGCAAGGACCCUUGAGCUUUUUGUAUCUCACUUUCCAGAAAUAUCUCUUAAAUAUUGUCUUCUGAAAGCAUGAUCUUAUGGCAAAGAAGGUAAACAGAUUAUAAAUACGUUUUAAAAACUGGCA
Messenger RNA from Heteronotia binoei (common prickly gecko), 1835 nucleotides. RefSeq names its product vacuolar protein sorting 4 homolog B (gene VPS4B). The transcript has 11 exons. Bases 297 to 1619 code for a protein of 440 amino acids. Gene Ontology annotation, biological process: endosomal transport; vacuole organization. The record is from RefSeq and is a predicted model, not a curated record. Gene Ontology annotation, molecular function: ATP hydrolysis activity; ATP binding. Lineage: Eukaryota; Metazoa; Chordata; Lepidosauria; Squamata; Gekkonidae.